Messenger RNA from Cuscuta epithymum, 2613 nucleotides. The record is from the annotation of a GenBank genome assembly. Lineage: Eukaryota; Viridiplantae; Streptophyta; Magnoliopsida; Solanales; Convolvulaceae.
ACGCUACACAAAAACUGAUCAUCAAGCUUAGCUUAGGGGCGGGGUGGAGAUGAUAACGGCGGGGUAUCGUCUCAGCCAGGCCAUGGUCGUCCAUGUUAGUUCCAGAUCGCCUGUACAGGCAUACAAGAGGUGCGAUCACCUCAUAAUGGGUGGAGGUGAUGCGGCAGGGAUGAGAAGUGAUGAGUUUUCUAGCAAAAACAGCACAGAGAUAAGCUACAACAGUGAUGAUGAUGAUGAGCACCACCACCACCACCAGUUCACUCUGCCUGCCGCGGCACGAGAUGAUGAUGGGUCAGAAUCCACCAUCAGCUGCAGCAGCCGCGGCAGUGCCGAGACAAGAGUGCUGGUGGUGGUGGAUGGGAGCAAUGAGGCCAAAGCUGCUCUGCAAUGGGCACUUUCUCAUUCUGUUCAUACCAAGCACGACACACUUAUCCUUUUGCUCGUAACCAAGCCCUUCAAACAAGGUGGAUCGGGAAGUUCCUGCAACUGUGAGCUGGACCAAACGGCAUAUGAUCUUCUUUGCUCCUUGAAACAUACUUGUCAAACAAGGAGACCCGGGGUGCAAGUGGAGAUAGUAGUGGAAGAAGGAAAGGAGAAAGGCGCGAUAAUCGUUGAAGCAGCUAAGCAGCAGAAGGCUUCUCUACUGGUUUUGGGGCAGAGAAAAAGAUCGGUGAUGUGGCACAUGCGAACUAUGCUGUCCGGGAAACGGGCGCAGCAGUCAAAUGUGGUCAACUACUGCAUCCACAACGCCCACUGCAUGACUAUCGCUGUGAGGAGGAAAUGCAAGAAACACGGCGGCUACCUCAUCACCACCAAGAGUCAUAAGAAUUUCUGGCUUUUAGCUUAAUAUAUAUUUAAUCCAUCACAGAUUCAUUUCAUGCUCUAACCUUUUAUUCAAUAAUUUAUUUUAUUACUCCGUAGUUUAUUGAAAAAUUACAAUAUGAAAUGUAUUACUAGCAAGGUAUAAUUAUACAUAUAUGAUCAAUGUAAAUGAUGUUUACAAAAUGUGACGUCCUAUGUGUAGUGAUUAUUGUUAGGAGGCUUCUCUUCCAGCUCAGGUCUCCGAUUUCAUCCACAAAGGAUGAAUUUCACCACCAAGGUCAACUAGGGGAGAAGGGACGUCAGCCUACAAGCAUCUUCCGGCCAAAUCCCGUCCAGCGAACAACCCACAGAGGAAAGGUGAAGGACAGAGUUCAAGGGUUGAGUAGUGUUAGAACAGCCUCAAAUUGCAGACGUGAGGAGAAUAUAUACGUCAAGCACAGAUGCCAGAGAUGGUAAAACUUACCAUAACAAGAUGAUACGCCAAUGCUUCGAAGAAGGAAGGAAAUAAUCGUGAAGGGAGAAAGCCGUUCAAAAGUAAUCGGUGCAAAUGGAUUAAACAAAUGGACUGGGUACUUCUCAAUGCAAUUGGGCCUAGGGAAAAGAGCUUGGGCCAAUACCGUACCAACACAUUCUCCACCUUAUUGGACCCUAGUGGUGUAGAGUCAAAACUCUAAAACAUACAUGAGACUCAUCAUCGCUGGAUUGCCCGAAUGAUCAUAAAGACACAUUCAGGCAAAAGGGGUAAGAUCACCAGGCAACUUAUCUGCAAUCAAUGUUGAACGUGAGCUUGCACGACAACAAAUUUUCAACAAAGAGACAUUCAGUUCCCAUGUCAGCAGGAUUAAAUUCAGAUGAAAUUUUAAUCAACUUGAUAUGACCUGCACUAACAAUCAACAUAUCAUCCAUAUAUAACAAUAAAAAUAUAGGCACAUAAGAAGUAUUUUUAAGAGAUAUUACCCUACAUAUGAGUAAAUAAUUUUUAUGGACUAAUAUGCCCUUAAGAUGUCAUUAUAAAACCCUAAACUCCUAAUUCUUUUUUCCAACCCAAAGCUUCCCUCUCAUCUCCCGCAGUACAGCCGCCCACCUACCAACUGCCGCCUGCCGCACGCUGCCUGCUGCCCAGCCGCCGCUCUCCGUCCAGUCUCACCCGCCGUCCGCUCGCCUGCCUGCUGUUUGUCAUCUCGCCAGGUUUGAAUGAUUUAACGGAGGUAGUAGAUAAAUUGUGUUUGAAUUCGGAGAGGAAGAAGCUAAGGACGAGGCUAGAGAAGCACAGAAGACUUCGAUAACGGCGUUCAAGAAGUGGCAGCACCCGGCAGCUCUGCUUUCCUUCGAUCUGGCUCUGUUUGUGAAGUUUGUUUCUUCUGGUAGAUGAUAUAGAUCUGAGUGACGCCGCCCAAAUCUAUUAUCUUUCACUCUGUUUUAGGUUUCUGUUCUUCGUUCUAUGCUACUGUUUUAGGCUACUGUACAUCCGAAUUUAUCUUUGCACAAUUGCCAUUCGUAAAUCGCAGCAUCAUAAAGAAGAAGACCCUUUUUGAGGAGCUCAAGGGAUUUGUAAGGCUCUUCUUAUGGUGAAGAUGGGUGUGGCACUGAUAUUACGUGCAUGAAGCUGGGUCAUGGUUGUGCUUUGGAUCCGCCCAUUCACUUUUCUAAUUUUGAAAAUUGGAAUUUCUAAAAUUAGGGUUUGUGGGCAUUAAAUAUAGGCAUUGAAUAUGGGUAGUGAAUAUUGCUGCGUAUGCCAGUGAAUAUGGCAAUAUAUAUAUAUUGUACAUGCAGUGAAUGAAUGCAUUGAGA